Molecule: messenger RNA, 1656 nt
Organism: Sorex fumeus (smoky shrew)
Lineage: Eukaryota; Metazoa; Chordata; Mammalia; Eulipotyphla; Soricidae
Gene: PNKP
Product: polynucleotide kinase 3'-phosphatase
Exons: 17
Coding region: 77-1636 (519 amino acids)
Biological process (GO): DNA repair
Cellular component (GO): nucleus
Molecular function (GO): protein binding; double-stranded DNA binding; polynucleotide 3'-phosphatase activity
Source: RefSeq, a predicted model, not a curated record
GCCAGGGAGCCUCAGGCAGGACUUCCUGGGUGUUUUAGGACGAGAGAGCGCGAGCGGCUGGCACGGGGCGGCCAGAAUGGCCAAGGCAGAGGCCCAAGGCCGUCUGUGGCUGGAGAGCCCCUCUGGAGGAGCGCCUCCUAUCUUCCUGCCCUUGGACGGGAAAGCCUUGGUCCUGGGCCGGGGACCCCUGACCCAAGUUACCGACCGGAAGUGUUCGAGAAACCAAGUGGAGCUGCUUGCAGACCUGGAGACCCGGACCGUGGCCGUGAAGCAGCUGGGAGUCAACCCUUCAACUGCUGGGACGCAAGAGCUGAAACCAGAAUUACAGGGCUCUUUGGGGGUGGGGGACACGUUGUAUUUGGUCAACGGCCUCUAUCCCCUGACCCUACGCUGGGAAGAGAGGCCCCCAGACGGAUCCCAGCCCGACACUCCGCCGGGCACCCCGCCAGCAGCCCCAGAGGAGAACAUCGAGCAGCCGAAUAAGCGCGUGCGGAAGGCAUCUCCGGGCUGGGAGAGUCUGGAGAAGCUGCUGGUGUUCACAGCCCCCGGUGUGACAGCCCGAGACAAGGUGGCCGCCUUUGAUCUGGACGGGACACUCAUCUGCACCCGCAGUGGGAAGGUCUUUCCCUCGGGCCCCACUGACUGGAGGAUCCUGUAUCCCGAGAUUCCAAAGAAACUUCGGGAGCUGCAGGCUGAUGGUUACAAGCUGGUGAUCUUCACCAACCAGAUGGGCAUCGGCCGUGGGAAGCUGUCCGCAGAGGAGUUCAAGGGCAAGGUGGAGGCAGUGCUGGAGAAGCUUGGGGUCCCGUUUCAGGUGCUCGUGGCCACACACGCGGGCUUGUAUCGGAAGCCUGUGACCGGCAUGUGGGACUAUCUGCGAGAACAGGCCAAUGAGGGUGUGCCCAUAUCCCUCAGUGACAGCAUCUUCGUGGGAGAUGCUGCCGGUAGACCUGCCAACUGGGCCCCUGGGCAGAAGAAAAAGGACUUCUCCUGUGCCGACCGCCUGUUUGCCCUCAACCUCAGCCUGCCCUUCGCCACACCGGAGGAAUUCUUCCUCAAGUGGCCCACGGCAGCCUUUGAGCUCCCAGCCUUCGACCCGAGGACCGUGUCCCCAUCAGGGCCAAUCUGCCUCCCUGAGUCCAGCUCCCUCCUAAGCGCUGACCCAGAGGUGGUGGUUGCCGUGGGAUUCCCAGGGGCUGGAAAGUCCACCUUUGUCCAGAAGCACCUCGUGUCUGCAGGCUACGUCCAUGUGAACAGGGAUUCACUGGGUUCCUGGCAGCGCUGCGUAUCCACCUGUGAGGCGGCUCUGAGGCAGAAGAAACGCGUUGUCAUCGACAACACCAACCCUGACGUCCCAACUCGAGCCAGGUACCUCAAGUGUGCCCAGGACGCAGGUGUGCCCUGCCGCUGUUUCCUCUUCAGUGCCACCCUGGAGCAAGCGCGCCACAACAACCGGUUCCGGGAGAUGACGGGUUCAACACAUGCCCAUGUGUCGGACGUGGUCAUGUUCGGCUACAGGAAGCAAUUUGAGGCCCCCACACUGGCAGAAGGCUUCUCAGCCAUCCUGGAGAUCCCCUUCCGCCUGCACCUGGAGCCCCAGCUUGAGCGGCUGUACCGCCAGUUCUCUGAGGGUUAAGCCCCAAUAAAGGCCUCUGC